AUGGUGAAGAUUGAGACUUUCGCGGUGGAACAGUGGAUGGACAAGUAUGAGACCACCGCCAAGUAUAACAUCGCCGAGACCUGUUGCGCAUCCAUCUCUGUCGACGACCUCUGUGCGAUCUCUGACGACAAGGUGUCCAAUCCAUUGACCCAGCUUCAAUCCACCAAACUGACGUAUGGCGCGAUUCGGGGAUCCGAUAAGCUGCGAACAACCCUAUCCAAUCUAUACUCGGCCAGGGCGCCGACUGUGUUGCCCAAGGAUAACAUUCUGAUCACCGCCGGGGCAAUCCAGGCCAACUUUUUGUUGCUUUACACGCUGAUUGGGCCUGGGGACCACGUUAUCUGCCACUAUCCAACAUACCAGCAACUAUAUUCUAUCCCCGAAUCACUUGGAGCCGAGGUCAGCCUGUGGAAGUCUAAGGAGACUGAUGGGUGGCAGUUGGAUCUGGACGAGCUGAAAAGCCUCAUUCGCCCCAACACAAAGAUGAUCAUUAUCAACAACCCCCAAAACCCCACCGGAGCGAUCAUACCUCGCGAUACCCUUGAUAAAUUGGUCGGCAUCGCCCGCGAGCAGUCCAUCAUUAUUCACUCGGACGAGGUUUAUCGUCCAAUCUUCCAUGGCAUCGGCCCAGCAGACCCGAAAUUCCCGCCGACCAUUCUUUCCCUAGGCUAUGAGCGCACCGUGGCGACCGGGUCCAUUUCCAAGGCCUAUAGCCUAGCAGGCUUACGUGUCGGCUGGGUUGCCUCGCGUGACAAGGACAUUGUUGAGGCGCUUGCCAACGCGCGCGAUUACACAACUAUCUCGGUCGGCCAGAUUGACGACUCGAUCGCGAGUUUUGCACUGGCACCGGAUUGCAUCCAUAAUCUUCUGAAACGGAACAUCGAUCUGGCUCGGGCCAACCUUGCGAUUUUGGAGAAAUUCAUCGAAUCUCACCGCUGGGCUUGUGAUUGGAUUAAACCUCAAGCCGGCACCACUGCGUUCGUGCGGUUCAACAAGAUGGGGAAACCGGUGGACGAUGUUGCAUUUUGCGAGAUGCUUCAGGAACGCACUGGGGUAAUGCUCGUUCCAGGCAGUCUUUGCUUUGGCGGCGGAGAAGAUUUCAAGGGAUAUGUCCGCAUUGGAUAUGUUAAUGAAACCCAAGUUUUGGAGCAGGGCUUAGAUGCCUUGCGAGACUUCAUGGAGGAGGGCUACGAGGAUGUUCCCGCGGUCAAGAAGCUUGUCAGAAGAUGA
Molecule: messenger RNA, 1230 nt
Organism: Penicillium salamii
Lineage: Eukaryota; Fungi; Ascomycota; Eurotiomycetes; Eurotiales; Aspergillaceae
Source: the annotation of a GenBank genome assembly